GUCAAUUGCAGAUUGUCAUAGUUUGUAGUAGCGAAUGGUUAGGUUUUGCUGUGUACAACGUUUAAGGUCGUAAUAUCAAAGUAAUUAUGCCUUCGGUUGAGAUCGAAGGCGAUCUCGCUAAUAAAGGAAAUGGCGAGCAGCAAUCUGCAACACUAUCCGGCCCGGUGAUCGGAAUAAUCUAUCCACCGCCGGAGGUUAGGAACAUUGUUGAUAAGACUGCGAGUUUCGUUGCUCGAAAUGGACCGGAAUUCGAGGCUAGGAUUCGACAAAACGAGCUUGGAAAUCCAAAAUUCAAUUUCUUGAAUGCCGGCGAUCCCUACCAUGCGUAUUAUCAGCAUAAAGUCAUUGAAAUUCGUGAUGGGAAAAGUGCAGACUCCUCUCAGGCUUUGCUGCCAGGAAUCAAGCAACUUUCGGUAACAUCUGCGGCGCAGCAGAAGCAACAGGAACUCCUUAAACAAGUCGCUGAGCAGCAAUUCGUCCCAAAGGAGCCACCUUCGGAAUUCGAAUUCAUUGCUGACCCACCCUCCAUUUCGGCUUUAGAUUUGGACAUCGUCAAGCUCACAGCUCAGUUUGUCGCCAGAAACGGUCGACAAUUUCUUACAAAUCUCAUGAAUCGUGAACAGCGGAAUUAUCAAUUUGAUUUCCUUCGUCCGCAACAUUCACUUUUCCAAUAUUUCACGAAGUUGCUUGAGGAAUACACGAAAAUUCUCAUUCCGCCCAAGGAUCUAAUGAGCAAGCUGAAAUCAGAGAGCGCACCGGGACGGGCGAGCAUGAAUCUGGUACUGGAUCAGGUGAAAUAUCGCGCCAAUUGGCAGAAACAUCAGGAAGCGCAACGUCGCAGGGAGGAAGAGAAAGUUGAACGGGAGAGGGUUGCGUACGCCCAGAUUGACUGGCACGACUUCGUUGUAGUCGAAACUGUUGACUACCAGCCAUACGAAACUGGAAAUUUCCCAUCUCCCACCACCCCAGAGGAAGUGGGCGCCCGUGUCCUGAUGGAGGAGCGUUUCAUGGAAGACGAUGGUGACAUUGAAAUGCAAAUUGAAUCGGAUGACGAAGAGCCUGACGGUCGUAACGUCAUAAAAAUGUCUACAAUGGAAAACAGAGUGGGAAUCCCCAAUCCAGCUCCUCCGACCAGCUCAUAUCAUUCCAAGAAAGACAACACACAAGUCCAGGACAUGGACGAAGCUUCUAGCGAUGAGGACACGCCCUCAUCUGGACCUGGCAGUGAACCGCCAGUAGCACAACUGCUACCACCCACUCACGACAAGGUCAUUGUGAAGAAAUAUGAUCCCAAGCAAGCUCAGAAGGUCACCAAGCCUGUGACCACGUCCGAUGAGUAUUUAAUAUCUCCGAUCACGGGAGAGAAAAUCCCAGCCUCAAAGGUCGCCGAGCAUAUGCGAAUUGGUUUGUUGGAUCCACGCUGGGUGGAACAACGCGACAAACACACUGUGGAUAAGCUGAAUCAGGACAACGUUUACGCUGCAGGCACGGCUAUCGAGGCUAGUCUCAAACAAUUAGCUGAACGCCGUACUGAUAUUUUCGGUGUGGGUGACGAGGAAACAGUUAUAGGUAAGAAGCUGGGCGAAGAGGAAACGAAAAAAGAUGAUCGGGUCACCUGGGAUGGUCACACAUCGAGUGUUGAGGCAGCGACCCGUGCGGCUCGAGCUAAUAUAACGCUUGAGGAGCAGAUCCAUCAAAUUCAUAAGGUCAAAGGUCUCCUUCCAGACGAAGAAAAGGAAAAGAUCGGCCCUAAGCCAGCCGUUUCGACUGGAAAGUCUACUCUCUCAGCGCCACCGCAACCGGCUUCACAUCCUCCGGUGUCAAUGGCACAAUCGAAACCGAUGAUGCAAACUUCGGCCAUAUCUCAUCCUCCACCGGUGCCGGUGAUGAUGAUGCCAAUGCGGCCGCCACCAAUGAUGCCACCACCUUUCCAAGUUGGUUAUAUUCCGGCAAUGCAACCGGGCGCUCCCAUUGCCCCCGCUCCACCUGUGAUGGAACAACCCAUUAUGAUUCCUCAAGAGGACGAGCCGCCAAACAAGAAGUCCCGCACUGAGGAUAAUCUGAUCCCGGAGGCGCAGUUUAUAACGAUGCACAAGAGCCCCGUCACAAUCCAAGUCCAAGUGCCGAACGCAACAGACAAAUCCGAAUGGCGACUCAACGGGCAAACUAUUCCUGUGGUUCUGGACCUGACGGACACCGUUUCAGCGCUCAAGGCUAAGGUCCAGGAUGAGACUGGAAUGCCACCAGCUAAGCAGAAGAUUUCGUAUGAGGGAAUGUUCUUCAAAGACAGCAACACGGUCGCCUAUUAUAACCUUCUGAGCGGAACAACAGUUCACUUGCAAAUCAAAGAAAGAGGUGGACGCAAAAAGUGAAUCGUGGCUGGGUAUUUGCGUUUGGAAAAAGUUGCGUAUUGUUUCCUUCUCUGUUUGGUAUUUCAAGUAAAAUAAAAAUGAUUGCUCGAGAUCGAGUGAAA
Messenger RNA from Hermetia illucens (black soldier fly), 2473 nucleotides. RefSeq names its product splicing factor 3A subunit 1 (gene Sf3a1). The transcript is spliced from 11 exons. Bases 87 to 2372 code for a protein of 761 amino acids. The record is from RefSeq and is a predicted model, not a curated record. Gene Ontology annotation, biological process: mRNA cis splicing, via spliceosome; regulation of alternative mRNA splicing, via spliceosome. Gene Ontology annotation, cellular component: U2 snRNP; catalytic step 2 spliceosome; U2-type prespliceosome. Lineage: Eukaryota; Metazoa; Arthropoda; Insecta; Diptera; Stratiomyidae. Gene Ontology annotation, molecular function: protein binding; RNA binding.